CUCCUCACGCACAACUUACAACGCACAAUACUCCAUUCCUUAUGGUCUCUAUUGCGCCAUUCUGAUUUUUUGUUUGUUGGCACUCAAAGGGCCACACCCUCAUCUUGUGGUUCUCCUUCCUCCACUCCCUUCAGUCUCUAUCACUGUGAUACAUAUAUGAUUCACCUUCACUCACUAUAAUUCUUCGUUCCUGUUCCCCCUUUGUCUUUCUUCCACAAAAUUGAGAUAUUGCAAGUGAAAUGAAGGCCAGGCAUAUCUCAUUCUUCUCUUGAUAUUUCUGAUGGCACUCGCUGCAAACAAAGUUUCUAGCAGUCCUAUUGUGACUAAAAGAACAGCUCUUUGCAGAUCACAUGAAAAACACUAUUUUUCCUCGUCAACAAGGAUCAAUAGAAUACAGUUGUCAAGACAUAGACUGGAACAUGAACAUCUGAACUAUAGAUGUCUCCACACACAGAGAUCAACCUUAUUCAAUGACUGGUUUUGGUUCUUUAACGGAAAACCUGUUGGUUUGAUCUCCAAGAAAUCUUCUAUCUCAUGUAAAUCAACAGGAGCAAAUAAUACUGAAGAGAAAGAAAGUAUUACAACUUAUGAUGAUAGGGCACAUACCAAAGAUGAGAAAAAUGAUCACACUCUUGUUGUUCAUGGCUUGGCUGAUGCUUGUAGAUUCGUUUGUAAUGAUGCAAAGUUUCUCUCACGUGGCAUAAUGAGGUUGGAUGCUCGUGCACGUCAAGAUGUUGCUUUUCUUGGGACUGAAUUUCUCAAACUUGAUGCUCGGGCAAGAGAGGAUACUGAGAAAAUUGACCGUGAUGUCAAGGAAAAAGCUAGCCGACUUAGUCAUAUUGCUACUAUAUUGAAGGAUAAAGCUCAGUCCAGAUUAAAAAAUGCUGCUGAUGAGCAUUGGAGUGAUGGGGCCUUAGAGGCUGAUUUACGUCUUGCUGACUUACGUGCUAAGCAACGUGCGAUGGAAGAUCCCCUUAUGGCCUUGGAGCUUAUCAAAAACAUCCACAACAGGAUGGUGAGCAAGAUGUAUAACUUUCCACUUCGCAGAGAUAAAGGAUCCCUUUCAGAAAAUAAUGUAAGAGGUCGAAUAAUGCUUGAAAAGAAUGGAAAAACCACAAAUUCCUUUCCUGGGGAUGUGACCACAGAAAGGAUUGCUGCUCUUCAGGAAGCAUACUGGAGUAUGGCAUCAGCACUUUCUGAGGCAGAUGGAAUCGAUUACACUGAUCCUGAAGAGCUUGAGUUGUUGGUCAGAACUCUUAUAGAUCUGGAUGCAAUGGAUGGUAAACAAAGUGUUUCUUUGUUGGCAGAGUGUUCUAGUUCCCCUGAUGUCAGCACUAGACGGGCUUUAGCGAAUGCAUUGGCAGCAGCACCAUCCAUGUGGACUCUUGGAAAUGCAGGGAUGGGGGCAUUACAGAGACUGGCAGAAGAUAGCAACCCAGCCAUUGCUACCGCAGCAUCCAAAGCUAUUUAUGAACUGAAAAAACAAUGGGAAAUAGAGGAAGGCGAUAGCUGGAGGUUCAUGAUGGAUGAAAACACCAUGGAAGAAAAAGGAAGCAUAGAAUCUGAUAAUGAAGAUACCAAAUGAGAAAUAUUUUAAACGUUGCACUGUACAGCAUAGUUGCCUCCCAAGUAUACUAACUAGUAUAGGAUUAACCCACGCAAUCCCUAGAAAGAAACUACUGCUAGUGUAAGAUGCCAAUAUGCUGUUUAUGUGCAUCAUAAAAUGCAGUUCUUUGCUCAUAUUCAUAGAUCUUAGAUGCACAUUUGUGAUUAUACUCGUUUGUACGAAAGAACUCAUAUUGCUUCUGCUACAGCACUUUGGGCCGUUUAUUGUCCUAAUAUAUAUGAUGGAGGCACCUAAAAUGCUGCAUAGUUUGGUUUGUUGGUAGUACUAUAGUACCAAGGUUGUUUGAGCAUUGCAUACGUGCAAGCAAUAGAGCAAUUUCAUCCCUUGAUGUUA
Molecule: messenger RNA, 1960 nt
Organism: Glycine soja
Lineage: Eukaryota; Viridiplantae; Streptophyta; Magnoliopsida; Fabales; Fabaceae
Product: senescence-associated protein AAF, chlorolplastic-like
Exons: 13
Coding region: 281-1585 (434 amino acids)
Biological process (GO): leaf senescence; cellular response to oxidative stress
Cellular component (GO): chloroplast
Source: RefSeq, a predicted model, not a curated record